AUGACCUCUGCGUUGGACUUAUCUGCACAAUCACCACCACAGCAGCGACACGUACACAGCGACCUCGGCCAUACCAGCAAAUGCUUAACAGAGAUGAUCCUCACCUUCCGGACAAAACAGCCAACAAUAGUAUGCCUUAAGAAACUUCUCAGGCCAACAUCUCUCUCCAGC
Pelobates cultripes (western spadefoot toad) is the source of this 171-nucleotide messenger RNA. NCBI's taxonomy places the organism in Eukaryota, Metazoa, Chordata, Amphibia, Anura, Pelobatidae. The record is from the annotation of a GenBank genome assembly.